CUGCGUUACGCGUGGUGCAACUGUUUCGCCCUUCAUCAUCGACACAGUCAUGGCGACGACGAAGACAUCCAGGACGCCUCGCUUUAGAACACAGAGCGACUGCUACACGAGUGGAGAGCGGGAGCGAGCAUGGAGGAGGUCUCUGGCAGACGAUCUUGGACUGGAUGAAGCAUUCCGUGCCAGUUUGAACGGCAUGACGUCGUCGGAUGGCCGGCUGUCGUUAGGCGCGUCACCUCAAUCCAGCGAUCGUGUGGACUUCGGAAAACUGUCCGACACAGCGGCGGAGAUCCUGAGCGAUGCCAGGCUAGUUCGAGGCGGGAAGGAAGCCAAGCUGUACCAGCAAACUGUGUGUGUGUCAGACGAAGGCCGCGUGUCUAUCACCUCUGCCGACGGUAGCGCCGACGUGCAGACGAUGCUCAUUGACGCACAAGAUGCCCUCGCCAUGGGCGAAUCCAACGAAGACGAUAAAGAUGACAAUCGAGGGUUGCAUGCACUGGCGCCGGAGCUUGUCGAGUGGGAAGGCGUGCUCAGCAAGCGGUCCGAGUGGCUGCGGCGAUGGGAAAAGCACUACUACGUCAUGGUCGGCACGACCCUCAAACGCUUUGCAUCAAAGGAAGCGUUCAUGGCGACGUUACAGCAAUCGCCAGUGGAAGGCCGCCCGCCGCCGCCGUCGUAUGUGAUACAGGGCGUCAAGGAGGCACCCGGUCGAACGAACGGGUUUGUCUUUAGCUGCCACGACGGCAAAACGCUGCAGCUCACCGCGCCCACGGCCAUCGAGCGCGUCAUAUGGAUGCGGCUCGCGCAGGAAGCGAUGGCGUCCCUGCCCGAUCUGCCAGUGUUUCCGCUGGAAAUCGAAGAGUUUUAUGCCAUGUUGAUUGUCCUGUACACGGCGCACAGUGGCAACUGGCGCACGUCGGGGGACAUGGCGGUGACGCUGCCGCCUCCGUCCGAGCAAGUAUUUUCUCGUUUCUUUCGGCUGCUCGAUCGAGAUAUGUUGGUGUCGUCGAAUUACCCGCCGUCCGUGCCAUUUUGCGGGUCUUUUCGUGGCGCGAGUGGAUUUGUGACGUUUCUGCACACGUUUGCAUUGCAUACCAACUGGAGUAACUUUAAGAUCGAAGGCAUCGCGAUGGAGGACAUGGUGGCCGUGGCGUCUGGCAAGGAGGAGCUCGAAAACGUUCGCGAUCGGCGCAAGUUUGUCCAGAACUGGGUGCACAAGUUCAACUUUGCCAAAGACGGCCGCCUCAUCAAGUUUGAAAUCAACGGCGACGUCGUGGCCGCGUCCGCCGUGUACAAAGUACCCGGCGCCGCCACCACCCUCACCCUUCCCCAAGACUUUCACGAGGUGCAAACGCCCCUCUCGGGCACCCUCACGGUCCGCGUAUUGCAGGGUUCGGGGCUCAAACUGCUCUCGUCGUCCACUUCGACUGUCAGUAGCCAUAGCAUUUCUACCAAAAAGAGCUCCAGUACCUUGCACGACCCCCGCGUGGUGCUCAGUCUAGCGCUGGGUGACCACACGUCGCAUCUUGGCGUGGCCGCGGCGCCCGUGUCUUGUGCCACCACGGCGCCAUCAUUAUCCGUGUCAUCCCUGUCGUCCACCGCGUCGUCCUACUUGCUACCGUCCACAUUAACGCGCAAGUUGAGUACGAGUUUACUCCUACGGUCAGUUUCUGCCCCAAUGUCCAGGCCACAACAACCAGACGCAGCCCACACACCUUUGCAGAUGCCGCCAUCGAUCGCCAAGCCAUAUCCGUGCAUGACGGAUGCCGCGCGCAACAAAGCGCAGAGUAGCGGCGGCGGCGGGGACCUGUCGGCGCCCGUGUGGAACGCCGUGCUCACGUUGCCGUUUGAGACAGUGCAAGGCAGCAUUCGGCUGCUCGUGGAUGUCGUCGACAUGAGCCCGUCGAAACCGCCUGUAAAAGUAGGCUCUGCGUUUGUCAACGUGGCCAAGUUUAUCAUGGAGCAAGCCGCCGCAACGACGCCUCGUCAAACAUCAUCUGCGACAGAGCAAACGUCGAAUCCUACCAAUCCAUCCAAUACAAAUACGCAAUGGGUGACUGUGAGCACGACCCGCGGCGAGUUUUGCGGCCGCGUCCAGCUGUGCAUUUCGUGCACGUUAACUCCCCAUCCGGACAAACAAGUGGCCACGACGCCUUUGGCUGUGGCCCAGCUCAUGCAGUGGAAGAGUAGCAGCAGUAGCAGCGCCAAGAAAGAUGACAUGCCGAGCUUGAAUCGCCCUGGGUGGUCACAGAUGAACCUCAACACGGACGACGCCACAGCAGCUGAUUCGUCUAGCAGCUUGGACGCGCUGGUCAAGUCGCCCGCCGGCAAUAAUGCCAAUACCACAGACCCGCUCCAGCCGAAACUAUGCGAUGACGACGCAACCAUGCACGUUUAUACAGUAUGCGGCGCGCCAUUUGUGAUCCCCCAGCACUACCACCUGAUCAAAGUGUGUGGGCGGGGCGCGUAUGGGAUUGUCAUCGCCGCGACCAACCAAGACACGGGCGGCAGCGUUGCCAUCAAGAAGGUCAUCGACUGCAUCUGGCACCCCCAUCAACUCAAGCAGAUCCUCCGCGAAGUGCGCCUUAUGCGGCACCUCUGCCAUGCCAACAUCCUCUCGCUCAUGGAUUUGAUCCCACCGCCGUCGUACCAGGACUUCCGCGACGUGUAUAUGACUGUGGACUUGUUAGAAAUGGAUUUGCAUCGGAUCAUUUACUCUAAGGAAGUGCUGAGCGACGACCACAUUCGGUACUUUGUGUUUCAAAUGCUCAGCGGACUCCAUCACAUGCACGCGUGCGGCGUGCUUCAUCGCGAUCUCAAGCCCAGCAACCUCCUUAUCAACUCGGACUGCCAGCUCAAGAUCUGCGACAUGGGGCUGGCUCGCCCCAAGGACAUCGACGACCUCGGCAUGACCGAAUAUGUUGUCACAAGGUGGUACCGCGCCCCAGAGCUGCUGCUCGGCAGCGCCUACGACGAAGGCGUCGACGUGUGGGCUGCGGGUUGCAUCAUGGCCGAGAUGCUGGGCCGCAAGCCGCUGUUCCCUGGGCGGAGUUAUGUCCAUCAACUCCAGCUCAUCAUGAACGUCCUGGGCGUGCCGGAAGAAGUCUCAUUCAAGGAAAACCCCCAAGCGCAAAAGUUCAAGGGCCGCCAGCUGCUUAGUCGGACGCCAACCCGCCAAGGCAUCGACACCACCAUGCUCUUUCCCAACGCCAACCCCGAGGGACUGGAUUUGCUGUGGAAACUUCUCGUGUUUGACUCGUCCAAGCGCAUGAGCGUUCAAGAAGCCCUGCGGCAUCCGUACUUGGCGUCGUACUACGUCGAAUCCACCGACGACAGCCAAGUGGAACGAUUUCACAGCUUUGACUUUGAAGAUUUGGGCGAAAACGACCUCAAGGAGCUCAUGUUUCGGGAAAUUUGCCAUUUUCACCCCGAAGAAAUGGAAAAGCGCGCCAAACAAAUGGCCGACAUGCCCAAGGAAGAGAAGCUGCCGCCGGGAUGGGUCAAGCGAGAAAGCCGAAGCAUUCGGGGCAAAUUUUACUACUCCCACGCCAAGCGAGGGGUCAGUACGUGGGUCAAGCCCACGCAGUAACGGACGCUUCGUAGUGUGGAGACAUUUGAACCGAGUAGAAUAAUAUGCCACGACACAUAAUAUAAUAAACCACCCAUGCGAUGU
This is a messenger RNA of Aphanomyces astaci, 3670 nucleotides long. RefSeq names its product CMGC/MAPK protein kinase. The transcript is spliced from 5 exons. The record is from RefSeq and is a predicted model, not a curated record. NCBI's taxonomy places the organism in Eukaryota, Oomycota, Saprolegniomycetes, Saprolegniales, Verrucalvaceae. Gene Ontology annotation, cellular component: cytoplasm; nucleus. The coding region runs from base 50 to 3586 and encodes 1178 amino acids. Gene Ontology annotation, biological process: intracellular signal transduction; protein phosphorylation. Gene Ontology annotation, molecular function: protein binding; MAP kinase activity; ATP binding.